AUGAAGACACGUCCUGUUGUUCUGGCCAAUGUCGCCAGACUUCUGCUUCUUCAGCCAGCCUUCACCUUGGCUGCGACCUUCUACUCCCAGCUGAGCCUCUGCCCGGACCUCUGCCACAACGUAGGCUCCAGCCCAGCUAACUGGACUGUCCUCCAACAUGUCGACCAACUCAAGAGCUGCGACAAGGCUGUACUCUUCGACCUGUCUUUGGUCAACGACCUCAGCAACACCAAGGUCUCAACCCUGAUCCGCGCCUGCGUCGCCACCGGUGAUGGAGGGCCUAGCAUAGCUACCACCCAAUCUGUUGACUCGGACUGCGGCAACUCAAGCACCGUCAGUUUUCCGCUGCAGAUCGGUCGGAGCGGUGUGGUAGCUGCCGACAACGGCCUCUUAUCCAUCGAGUCUCUCAAGCCCUUGCUCGCCGACCUGGAUCGCGAGCUCCUUAUUCCCGAGGACUGUGGCACCAGAGUCCUCUUUAGCGCAUCUCCCUCUGCUGCCACUAUCGUCGGGGUGUACAUUGGGUCAGGGCUCGACACACCUCUGAGCUUCCAAUCUGUGGUCAACCAGACAAACAAAAACAUCGCCGAGGGGGGGUUGGGAACAACAUUUCUCGUACAGGCCUGCCCCGACGCUGGCCGUGCCGAGACGCUCGGUCUCAUUGUCAACACCGAGGGCGAUGUCGGUCUCGUCCAGAGCACGCUUCGCCAAUGGAACAACGGCACCUGCGUUGAUGGGCUGGACAGCAUCCGCGAAUCAAGCGAGAUCCAGGUUGGACGGCGGACCACGGCAUCUCCAGCCCCGCCGUCUCGGCACUUCAACACCACGUUAGCUGGCAAACAGUCCCGGAAUACUUGCUCGACGACCCAAGUCGUCUCAGGCGAUGGCUGUGGCUCACUGGCGGCUAGGUGCGGCAUCUCAGGUGCGGCCUUUGAGUCCUACAACCCCUUACCAGCUUUGUGUUCGACCCUUCAGAUUGGCCAGCACGUCUGCUGUUCGCCAGGCGAUCUCCCAGACUUCAGGCCGCAGCCAAACCCUGACGGAACAUGUGCGACAUACACAGUCCAGGCGGGCGAGUGGUGCGCCCUGAUUGCGAGCGACCACUUUAUUACGGCAGACGAUAUUGAGAACUUCAACAAGCAAACCUGGGGCUGGAACGGCUGCCAGUUUAUGCAGGUUGGGCAGGCUAUCUGUCUCAGCACCGGUAGCCCCCCAAUGCCGGCCCCCGUGUCCAACGCCAUCUGUGGGCCCCAAGUCCUGGGGACGCAGGCACCGAGCGACUUCUCGCAGUUGGCCAAUCUCAACCCCUGUCCGCUCAACUCGUGCUGCAACAUAUGGGGCCAGUGCGGCAUCACGCCGUCCUUCUGCACCAUCUACCAGUCCGACACGGGGGCCCCCGGGACUUCACCUCCGGGGACGGCGAGCUGCAUCUCCAACUGCGGCACAAACUUUGCCAACAACGACAACCACCCCGCCCAGUUUCUCAAGGUCGGCUACUGGGAGUCCUGGGCGGCCACGCGCGGGUGUUUGGGCAUGACCGCCGCCCAGAUCCCGAGUGGUUAUAGCCAUAUUCACUAUGCUUUUGGUGGAAUCACCAACGACUACCAAGUCGAUGUUUCGGACACUCAGACACAGUUCAACGACUUCAAGGCCACGACGGGGUUCAAGAAAAUUCUGUCAUUUGGUGGUUGGUCCUUCUCGACUGAGGCGGACACAUUCCCAAUCUUCCGUGACGGUGUCACGUCCGCGAACCGACAGACAUUUGCACAAAAUGUGGUUUCAUUCAUGCAAACACACAACCUCGACGGGCUGGACUUUGACUGGGAGUAUCCGGGGGUAAGAACCACACCCCGCGUGCCCUUAUUUUCUACUCUAACAUCGCUGAUCCUGACGAUUCAGGCUCCUGAUAUCCCGGGCAUCCCUCCUGGAGGCCCCAAUGAUGGCGCCAACUAUCUAGAGUUCCUCCAGAUGGUCAAGGCCAUCUUGCCCGCGGGUAAAAGUCUGUCUAUUGCUGCUCCGGCUUCGUACUGGUACCUCAAAGGCUUUCCAAUCGCAGAUAUGGCCCCGUUGCUGGACUACAUUGUGUUCAUGACCUACGAUCUGCGCGGACAAUGGGAUUGGGGGAACCAGUUCGCCACCGAAGGGCUGGCCAGGGGGCGACUGUCUUCCGCUCCCAAGACCAACUAUGCGCUCGCCAUGAUCACCAAGGCCGGCGUCCCUUCGAACAAGGUCGUUGUUGGCUCGUCGGGCAACGGCGGCUACGGCACGUCGCCCUCGAGUGCCACCAUUGGGAGCAUCCCGGGUUGCACGGUCCCUGCGCCAGGGGCAACCUUUACCAUCGAUGCCGACUGCGCCGCUGGCAUCGCCAACUACCCGCCAAGCGGUCGAAACAACGACUCUCCGGGCCCGGACUCCUGCGACGAGGAGUGCAACCUCUGGCAGCGGAUAACGGCCACAUGCUGCGGAAUUGGAGGCGAUCUCGCUAACCCGGUCGUCAUCCUCCCCAACGUGCAAAUCCCGAACUCGGUCGUCCUCCCGCCGGGCUACUCGCCCGCCGCCCCCCUCGACGUGCCAAUCCCCGCCGACAUAAUCCUCCCCAUCGGCUUCACCCCCACUACCCCCUUCCAGUUCGGCCCCGUCAUCCUCCCCGCCGGACCAACCCCGACCGAGAUCAUCCUCCCCGCCGGCUUCGUGCCCAUCCUCCCCUUCAUCCUCCCGCCCAUAACCCUCACCCCCGGCACCACGCUCAUCUACCCCGUCAUCAUCCCCCCGCUGUUCACCUUCCCACCCCCACCCGCACCACCGCUCAUCGUUCCCCCUCCCGUCCCACUCCGCCCCGUCCCGCCCCCACCGCCAACCGGCCCCCCCCCCCCCACCGCCCGUCUUCCCCCUCCCCAUCACGGAGUGCGCCUACUUCCCGCCGUGGGCGUCGGUGAUUCCGAACUUCCCGGGGCCGGGCACGCCGACGCAGACACAAACAGACCCGGACCCGACGCCAACGCCGACGCAGACGCCGACGCAUCCGUACCCGGAGCUGUGCGGGCAGAUCCCCGUCGAGGAGCUCGCGGGGUACACGUGCUUUGA
Molecule: messenger RNA, 3081 nt
Organism: Chaetomium globosum CBS 148.51
Lineage: Eukaryota; Fungi; Ascomycota; Sordariomycetes; Sordariales; Chaetomiaceae
Exons: 6
Coding region: 1-3081 (1026 amino acids)
Biological process (GO): carbohydrate metabolic process
Molecular function (GO): hydrolase activity, hydrolyzing O-glycosyl compounds; chitin binding
Source: RefSeq, a predicted model, not a curated record